Messenger RNA from Castor canadensis (American beaver), 3225 nucleotides. Lineage: Eukaryota; Metazoa; Chordata; Mammalia; Rodentia; Castoridae. The record is from RefSeq and is a predicted model, not a curated record.
GGGGGCCGCCGGGAUGAGGCUCCGCCCCUGCCCCGGCCGCUGGCCUGUGUCCCGUCUAUCGCCGCACAGGGUCAGCGCGGGGUCGGUAGGUUCAGAAACGCGGCGGCGGCGGCUCCGAGACUUGAGCCGGUGCAGGAUGUACACGCUGCUGUCCGGGCUGUACAAGUACAUGUUCCAGAAGGAUGAAUACUGCGUCCUGAUCCUGGGCCUGGACAAUGCGGGGAAGACAACCUUCCUGGAGCAGUCCAAAACCCGGUUUAACAAGAACUACAAGGGGAUGAGUCUCUCCAAAAUUACCACCACUGUGGGUCUAAACAUCGGCACUGUGGACGUGGGAAAGACUCGCCUCAUGUUCUGGGACUUAGGGGGGCAAGAAGAGCUGCAGUCUUUGUGGGACAAGUACUAUGCAGAGUGUCAUGGCGUCAUCUAUGUCAUUGACUCCACUGAUGAAGAGAGACUGUCGGAAUCCAAACAGGCAUUUGGUGGUUUCGAGCGAGGCGCUGGACGGUGUCCCCAUCCUGGUGCUGGCCAACAAGCAGGAUGUGGAGACCUGCCUCUCAAUCCCUGACAUCAAGACUGCAUUCAGUGACUGCACCUGCAAGAUUGGCCGGAGAGACUGCUUGACCCAGGCCUGCUCUGCCCUCACAGGGUAAGGGGGGGAGGGGGCUUGCCCCACAGUGUCCUCAGAACCCAGACCACCUGCCUCACAUCCCUGUCUCUGCAGCAAAGGAGUGCGAGAAGGCAUUGAGUGGAUGGUGAAGUGUGUCGUGCGGAACAUCCACCGGCCGCCCCGGCAAAGGGACAUCACGUAGCACAGCUGGCUCCCCUGUAUCGACCAUGUGUCCCCUAGUGCUGGAGGAGUGUGCUCCUUGCUGGCUCCUGUGUCACUGAUCCUUGGGGUUGGGUUUGCUUUGUUUUUGGUUCUUUUAUUUGCUGUUUUCUCUAAGACAAACUUUUCUUUGUGUCUGGAAAAGUGUUAGGCAUCCAGAGGCUUCUGCCAAGGGGCAUGAGGCACCUGGGCCAGUCUGGUUCCACACAGACCCCCGGCCUUGCCCAAUACCCUGCAGGACCUGGGGCUCUCCCAGCCCAGGUACUAGGGUGGAGGUGGGUGGUGCAGCCUUGUCUGGACAAGCUUUCCCCUAGGUCUGCCUAUCACCCAUUCUAAGGUGGGUCUGAGGGAAGCCUGGUUGAAAAUAGGGGUUUGGCUCUGGCACCUCUUCUGUCCAGUUUGCUCAUGAAAGGCGGAUGUGGCCAGGAAAGAUCUUAGAGGUGGUCUAGAGGCUGGUCUCGACAACUAGACCUAGUCUACAUCCCAAAAGGGCUACCAAGGGGAUUUUUGCUUUGUUGAGACAGAAUCCCACUGUGCAGUGCACACUGGGCUGGAAGUCAUUGUUGUAGCCCAGGCUGGCCUCAAACUCUUGAUCCUUCUGCCUCCCCUACCUGAGUGCUGGGUUUACAAGUGUGGGACACCAUGCCCUGCUCCCUUUUAGAUUUUGAUACAACCAUGGGCAGGGCUUAGGAGACCUGCCUGGAAAGCCAUACCUCUUCCACUGACCCAUUCUUACUUUGUUUUAAUGUCCAGGGAAGGACAGUAUGGAGACAUUGUUGUGUCAGUUGUGCUGGGUAUGCAUGCGCUUAUAUUUCACACACACAAACACACACAGUGGGUGGUUUUCCUGGGGACACAGAAUCUUGCUGCCAGCCAGAUAUGACUGGCCAGCUCAAGUGGUCCCCUGGAUGCCUGUUUUGAUUUAGGUACACUGGGUUCCUUCAGGGCCCGGGUCUGCAUCCCCAGCUGGAGGUGAGAAGCAGGGUCCUGAAGUGCCCCAACACCCUUGGAAAGAGAAUGUUUGUUCUCCCUGGGGAGGGAUUGGGAGCCCUGCAGGUGGAGCUGUUCCUCUGUCCUUCCUUUCAUAUCCCUGCAGGGACUGUCACACCCAAGGGGCCUGGCUGACCACUCUGCCCUUCCCAGUGUGGCCAGGGCAAGAACGCUGGCUCCUGACCAUAGGCUAGCUCCCCACUGCCUGGACUUGGUGACCACAGAAGGAACUCCCUAGGCAGGCUUGGAGCAAUGGCCUGGCCACAGCUCCUUGUUCAAGGGCAGGUCACACCCGACAGCACCCUGGUGGGGAGAAGAGUGGUGUAUCUGCGAUUCACAGGAGACCUCUGGUCUCCUCCCAGGGUUUUCUUGUAGGUUGUGUCCCAGGACUUGAAGGAAGGGCUUAGCCUCAGAAAAGAAACAGCCACCCUGAUGGGGGAGGGUGGCAGGAGCAAUUCCCCAGGUCACUCUGGAGGGUCUGGAGACUUCAGAUCCUCCUCACUUCCCAGAAGACACUGGGCUGGAAGAUGCCUGGCUGGGUCCCUCCUGUGGAAUCUGUAGGAGUGGGUAGGAUCAAAAGGUGGGCAGGCUGAGGGGUAUCCUCAGUGAGGCAUCAGGGCACUACACCGAGUGUCAUGCCCUGACCACCCUACCUCAGUGCAGGGAGCAGAGGGGAACUUCCUACGGAGAGCGGUCAUCCUGGUCCACGGACUAGCAGUUGGGAAGCCUGCAGGAUCAGAAGCACCUACUCAGCCCAGGGUCCCCCACAGGUCUUGGAGCGGAGGUGCAACUUGAGAGCAGCUGGUUUUAUGAAAUGCUUUAUAAAAUAAACCUUGAAGUUUCCUUUUGUGUGGCUCAGCAAUGCUUAACUGGGGCUUGGAGUGUAGAAUAAAUAAGGUGGAGCACGCAGGGGAGCUACAUGCUGUUGCAGCCGGGGCAGUCCAGCCAUACAGUACCCCGCCCUGCGCCUUGGCAAGCUCCAAGAGUUGCUGCUGCAGCUGUAAGCCCUCAUGGCCCUCCCUUGGUGGCGAUGGGCUCUGUUCCCGUUCCCCAGGGCCUGCUGAAAACGCUGCGGCCUCUUGAAGGAGAUGUCCUGGAAAAUUCGAAACCAAUGAGCACACUCAGGCUCCUUGGUCCCUGAUAGUAGGCUAAGGGUGGGGUGCGUAGGUCACAGAAUUCACAGGCCAAAAGAAAUCUCUGUGUCCUGGAAAGCAAUGAGCACAAUCCUGAGAUGCUCCAGACCUGAGUGCAAAGCCCUGGGGGGGCUGCUGUGUUGGGAAAGAGAGGUGUAGGGUCUGCCAUACCCUUUGAGGAGCCACUCUUAAAAACCUCAAGUUUCCUCCUGGGUGCUGGUGGCUCACACCUGUAAUCCUAGCUACUCAGCAGGCAGAGAUCAGGAGGAUCGC